AUGGCAUCCAGCUCUGGUGCGCUCAGCCCAAAGCUGAAGGUUGCCGACUUGACUGGGAAGGUGGCCAUCAUCACAGGAGCCACUCGUGGCAUUGGAAAGGCAUGCGCCAUCGCCUUGGCCAAGCAGGGCUGCAACAUUGUGGUGGCGGCUAAGACCACCACCGAGCAGCCAACACUGCCAGGCACAAUCUACUCCGUGGCUGAAGAGCUCCAACAGCUUGGUGUGCAGGCUUUGCCUGUGAAGGUGGACUUGCGGAAACUAGAAGACAUCAAGGAAUGCGUCAAACAAACCGUUGACAAGUUUGGUCGCAUUGACAUUCUCAUCAACAACGCCAGUGCCCUGUGGUGGCAGAGGAUAGAAGACACCCCAAUGAACAAAUACGAUUUGAUCACGCAGAUCAAUACGCGAGGCAGCUUCGCCAUGACCCACCUUUGCUUGCCGAUCAUGGCCAAGAACAAGUAUGGACGGGUCAUCAACAUGAGCCCACCGUUGCAGACCGACUUUCGUGCGUACAAGGGCUUCACUGCCUACAACAUUUCGAAGUUUGGCAUGACUAUGUCAGCCUUGGGGGCUGCUGCGGAAUACGAAGGGCAGGGCAUCACUGGAAAUUCACUGUGGCCAGCAACUGUCAUUGAGAGCCAGGCAUCCAAGAACUUUGAAUUGGGAGGCCGCGAAAUGUGGCGCAAGGCCCAGAUCCUCUCAGAUUGUGUUCUUGGGCUUGUGAGCAGUUCAGAUGACUUUACAGGGAACCAACUGAUUGAUGAUGAGUACUUGCAGAACAAGCAUGAACUCACAGCAGAGGACCUCGCGGUCUAUCGAUGUGUUCCAGAUGUAGAACCUCCACGUGCGCUGGCCAGCCAUGGCCACAUGGGAAGCAGCGGUGAAGCGACGGUGCGACGAGGUGAUGUGAGACGGCUUGACCAUGAUGUGCAGAAGUCAACGACCUUGUCGAGACUUUAA
Durusdinium trenchii is the source of this 960-nucleotide messenger RNA. The record is from the annotation of a GenBank genome assembly. NCBI's taxonomy places the organism in Eukaryota, Dinophyceae, Suessiales, Symbiodiniaceae.